This is a messenger RNA of Sceloporus undulatus (fence lizard), 4206 nucleotides long. RefSeq lists its product as uncharacterized. The record is from RefSeq and is a predicted model, not a curated record. The transcript is spliced from 17 exons. Gene Ontology annotation, biological process: ribosomal large subunit assembly. Gene Ontology annotation, cellular component: nucleolus. Lineage: Eukaryota; Metazoa; Chordata; Lepidosauria; Squamata; Phrynosomatidae. Bases 1306 to 3477 code for a protein of 723 amino acids. Gene Ontology annotation, molecular function: protein binding.
AUCAAGCUUGGAACCCUGGGAUCAAACUCACAACAUUGUGGCUAUGGUACCAGCAUUUAACCACUGCACCAGGGCUCCUGUAAAACCUGCAGUGCAUUCCAAACUGCAUCAUUUCUACAGUAUAGUUGCACUCAUACCCUCAUUGACAUGGAAGCCAUCAACUGCCUCAUCCAUCAGAUCCCCUGUACUCUGAUCAUGUGGGCUCUUGCCCAUGACAGCUCAUGACAGCUCUUCUCCUAAUGUGUUUUGACUCAUAGCUUCCAUCAACUUCACCCACUAUAGCUAAUAGUCCAGAAUAUCUGAAAGACUAGCAGUGGUUAUACUCCAGAACAUCUAGAAGAUGCCACCCUAGAGCUGAAUCCAAACCUCCUGGGAUCCCAGUAUGCCCCCUUAGGACCACAGCUCCUUCUCUUUACACCAUUGUUGCAUAAACAGAUAAAGACAGUUGCCCAUCUGAAUGUCCAUUGGAUGCAUUCACUGACCUUUGCUGUAGUGUGUGCAAUGCAGUUCAAGUCUGUGGUAAGGGAAGCCAUCUUAGCCACUUCCCACAUUUACUGUACUUCCCCUUUCUUCAGAAGGGACGGAUUUCCGAGCUCUUCAUCUGAGACAGUGGUAUUCAAAGUGGUGGUUUGUGAACUGGUGCCAGUUUGCAAACUAUCAGCUGCUGCCUUGUGUCCAGGUUCCUGGAAAGAAAGAAAGAAACAGUUGUAGCCAAUAGAUACAAAUGCAGUGCUGGUCCCUGGCAGGUAGGGGAAACUUUCCUCCAUAUCAACUUGAGAAGCACUGAUGUAGGGGACAUGGGUGUGAUGAGAUCAUCCUGCAAUGGUUUCUAGGAAUGUUUAGUAGGUUAAAUAAAUUAGUGCUUUUCAUGCUAGCUGAUGUGGGGGGGGGGGGGCAGCAUUUCCCCCCAAAUAAGUCAGGUACCAUAUAGUACCAUAUUUGUGAUCAUUAGCUACAAAUGUUUCCUUUCUAGAAGCAGUCAACAGGCCCGAAUGGCUUGCAGACAGACACUGAUCCAGGGACCACCACUUUGAGUAAUUCUGAAAUAAAUUAUACACAAUAUAGUUUGUGGAGGAGCAGUAUGAAAACAUUACUGGCAGUGCUGGGUGACUGCUGAUGUCAACAUCUAGAUUGCAGGUGGCUAAGUAUAACAUGAUUAUUUGCAGUAUAUUCACAUUAUAUUGAAUUAAGCUCCACCGUUGAAGGGAAUAUAAUUGUUAGUUUUAAGGUUCUAAGAGGGAUAAAUCUGGAAACUUGCCAGAAGGGUGGCCCUUUGUUCCCCCAUAUUCUCUUCAGACCACAGGGAUGGCAAUGCAAGAGCAUCUGUGCAUGAAGGAAUGUCAUCGAAGUCCCAUAACAGCUCUUGGCUAUCAUACAGCUCGAGGAGAGUGCCUCACUGGCUUUGCAGAUGGAGUGAUCAAGUGGUGGGACAUGGAGAGCGGGCACAUGGCUCUGUGCGCCAAAGAGCAUGCUGGCUGGGUCACCCAUUUCCUGUCCUGGGCACAGGCACGGCUCCUCUUCUCUGCUUCCAAUGACAGCUCUGUGCUUGUGUGGGCUGCAGGUGGCACUGUGCUUGACCGUCUUCUGCUAGGCUAUCCCAUCUUCACCUUGGCAAUCAGCCUGUCUCGGCACCUCCUGCUUUGUGGCAGCAAGGGACGCCUCAUGGCUUUCCCCUUGGAUGAAAGAAGAGAAUCCGGACAUGUGGUUCAUAUGACCAAUGGCUUUUCUGAUCAGACGCACACAGACAUCGUGUCUUGCAUCUCCUGCCUAGACAACCAAAUAUACACAGCAGGGUAUGAUAGGAAGCUGCUGAUUUUUGACACCUAUCAGACUCGGGGUCGGAAAGGCCUGACAACCAAGUACUGCAUCCAACGUGCCCAUAAUGCAGCUAUCACACAUCUGUUGCUGGUACGCCAUCAGGAAACCACCAGAGUGCUGUCAGGUUCUUUUGACCAGACAGUUGGCAUCUGGUCCCAGGAUGGACAGCUGAUCCAGCGCCUUGGUCCCUUCACUGGUAACAUUACUGGACUGUGCUAUGUGGUAUCGGUUGGCAUCGUCUGGAUCGCCAGUGGCACAUCCCAACCCACCCUCUAUGAGCCCCAGUCUGGGGAAAUAGUUUCACAGUUCAUAUCCACAUUCCAGGGGAAUCGCAAUGGCCCUCUUCUUCAGCAACUUAUCAGCCUGCCAGACUCAAGGCAUGUGAUUGGCACAGCAAAGCCACAGCAAGUGUUGGUCUGGCGCUACAGUGAAUUGGGAUGCCUAACAGUGCUACUUUGCAAACACCCACUUGAAUGUCUAGCCUAUGCUAAGAAGGGAUCUAUUUUGCUCUUCAGUGGAGACAGCAGUGGGACAGUGCAGAAAUGGGAAAGGAGCUACAUAUCUCCCUUUAUCUACAGCAGGGAGUCCUUCCACCUCAAUGAAGCCCAGCUAGAACGACGAGGACCCUUGGCCCAGCAGGGGAACAAGGGUUGCAGAGAGGAGUUCCAACCUCACCCAGAUUCUAAUAAAAAACGGAGAUGGGUCUCUAGUAGUCAUCACAGUAGCCGCACCAGGAUCUGGAGCACAGCCAAAGGCACACAAAGAGAACGCACAGGCCUCAUAAGAGCCCUGUUUGUUGAACAGCUGGAUAUUCUGGUGGUGUCAGCAACAGAUGGGAACAUCUAUCUCUGGGAAUUUGAGAACUUAACUCCAAGUGCUGAUGUCCAGCAAUGCCUACCAGUUUUGGACCAAGACUCUAGAACACUGGCUUCAUCCUGCAUCCAAGAUGAGAAGGCCCAAGAUAAUUCACACUCUUGUGUAGCAGGUUUCACCUGCAGAACGGUGCUGUGUGGACAUACAAGCCUGGUGACAGCGCUCACCUUGGCAGGUGAUGACACUGACACCUGCUUCCCCUACUUGCUCAGUGGGGGAUGGGAUGGAAGGCUAUGUCUUUGGGACCUUCAAAACCACUCCUUCCUAAAUGCCUUCUCCAACCUGCCUAUGAAUUAUGAGCCCAUCUUGGAUAUGGCCUACUCCUCCAAAAGGAGGGAAUUUGCUUUCUCUUCCAGCACUGGCAGAGUUUUCAUCUGUGCCUUCAAACCUCUUUGCGCUGACCUGGUGCUCCUGACUGAGCUUUGUGGGCACAAAGCCACUGUUGUAGCCUUGCUCUGGCAUCCAUUUACAAACAAGUGGGUCUGUGGUGCUGAAGAUGGCUCCAUUCAACUUUGGAAAGAAGAUGGUAAAUGCUGUGUACAAGACCUGAUAGCCCCCAGGGGAAUCACUUGCCUUUGCAUUGACCAGGUUAAUGGCUGCAUUGUUGCCGGGGUCCAUGACACCAUUAGAGUUUAUGACCCAAGCUCUGGGGUGCAAGUUCAGACAUACAUAGGGCAUCAAGACUCCAUCAAAGGUCUCGUGCAUGUACCAGAAAGGAAGCAGUAUGUGUCAGUCUCACUGGAUGGUACAGUAUGCAUGUGGAAGGCCUAUUGCCAAGGGGAAUAACCUGAGGCCUAGCUCAUGUGGCAUUUUCCUAGUCCUGCUUUAAUGCUACCCAGGAAUCUGAACUCUGGCAUUCUCUGCUUCUGUAUCAGUGAAGAGAUACAUUUCCACCUGCUGACUGCACAAGAAAGCCUGCAAAUACAUGAGUAGCUGCAUCUGUGAGAUUCUCAGAAACAAGAAAAUACCUGGGUGGGGUUGCCAGUGGCCAAGGGUGAGGCUUUAUGCUGUGAUGCUUCCUGUCCCUCACAUAAAUAUACGUCCCCUUCCCCUUUGCCUCUCUUCUUUUUUUCUCUCGGCUGUCAUAGAGGACACCAAAAAUAAAAUAAUGUUUUUGAAAAUCCAACAUUUGUAGUGAGAAUAAAUGAUGUCAGUUAAGUACAUAAAAGCCAGUAUGGAAUACUGUCAAUAAUUCAUUUUGAGCUCUGCCUGGGGCCAGGUCCUGCUGCAUUAACUAGAUUGAGCUUCAAGUGGAUAAACAAUUUGCACAUGGGAGGGAGAUGGAAGAACUUCAAAAGACCAGCCAUGAGCAGUGAUUGGGUACUCUCAUCCAGCCUGAAGCUUGCAGAAUAUAUUCACAUCACGGAGCCAUCUUUAGAUAUUCUUUGUAUAUUGAUACCUUAAGAAGCAGUGAAACCUAGACCCAAAUAGUACAUGUCCUUGCACAUGAGCUGAAAGUCUUUCCCCUGGUAUGAUCAAAGCUUUUAGUCUUAUAAGUGUUAUUUCCCCCCCCCC